UGUACAUACACAAGAGAGCCAUUAUUAGCGACCCAGAAACGUCACUGGUCUAAUGGCAAGUGAACCAUGAAUCGUGUUGCUCUUGGCAAGAUUUACAAUAUCGGUUACUGGAAGAGUCUGAAUAGGCACGAAGUGCGAAAUCAGAGAGCGGCGCAAACUCCCAGUAUUUAACUCAUCGAUCUCGAGACGCGCAUGCGCCGGAUUCACUUUAUUUUCGUUGUGCAGCCUCGAAACUGGCUGUGGUGUUUUCAAGAAAUUUGGAGUUCGUGAUGCGCGUCUAUUAUUAGUCGGUUCCGAGUGAGAUUGCUUUCCCGUCGAGAUAUCACCAGGAAGCUGACGUGAGUGAUGUCGGGUUUCGUCAACACCUGCAGCACGGCGUCGCCGUCGAUGUCUAAGGCGGAUGACAAUCUCAGUAAUAGUGACAGGCCAUUGAUAAAGCAGAGCUUUUAUCAGAAUAACAAUAUCGUAAGAACUGAAAAAAGAGGAAUCCUUAAGAACAAUUCUAACAUGUCACGAGAUGAUAAUAUCAUCGAGUCAAACAGGAAGCGUUAUUGCCUAUGGAUGUUGACAUUUGUUUUGGCAGCGAUGGGAUUUUGUAAUUUAUUAUUGAGUAUUACGAUUAUUGCAGUUUUGAGGGUGAGUCAGGGUAUGGAAGCUAUGGAAGUUAUUCCGGAUGAGAAUCUGAUAAAAUUCUAUGGACGCACAGACCUGGACAAAGUGUGUCUGCAAGCUGGAGUUUGCCAAGGAUACGGGGACGAACCAAUGGAGUUAUCGGGUGACGAUGCCGGCGUACAAAUAAAUUUAAAAAAUCGACGUGACAAAUUGAUUUCAAGUAUUAAAGUCCUGGCUAAUGGGACAACAAUAUCCCAGGUGGAGUCUUUUGAGAUAAAAGAUCCUCAGACAGGGUCUUCGUACUUCUCUACGGACUUUCCAAACUUUGGUUUACCAUCCGGAGUCAGGAAGAUUGACAUCGACAUCGCUGUCACUCAUAGGAUAACAUCGCCGAUUAAUGAGAGUCUCACUAUAAAAUCUGAUGGACAGAUUUCCAUGAGCGGUGGCGAAGGAAACAGGAUGGAAGGCAAGGAAAUUGUUUGGACGGCCGACAAGGACAUCUUCCUCAAGAGCCUCAAUGGAAAUAUCAUCCUGAGCGCCAAGGAAGGCAUUUCCAUAGACAUCAAGAGCAUUCCCAUAGUAUCAUCUUCCAUUUUGAAACGUGUUGAAAGUGGACAGUACAAAGUAUGUGUUUGUAUGCCCCAGGGUAAGCUGUUUCGUGUUCCUGUUCCACCAGGUAUUAACAUUCAUGUGAAUUGUGCGCGCGUGAGCAUGACGCCCGAGAAUAAUCCCUGCAUAUAAAGGACUUUUUUUUAAAACAGGGAAUAAUACAAAUAAUAAUCACUGCAGUGUUUUAGAAUUAGAAGUUUUUAUUUUUCGUACGAAACUGUAGACUUCCAAAUUUUAGUGAUUCCUGUAUAGUAUGGUUGGGUAGGAUAGAUGAAGGGGGUUCUAAUCGUCGAUCUCCAUUUUGAUAAGGGGUACUGCAAUUCCACCGACACUCACAAAUUCAAUGUUUCCUAGGUACUCGACAAUAUGGAUCGAACUGUAAACUGAAAUAAAUAUCAAAUCUCCUUGUAAA
Messenger RNA from Cephus cinctus (wheat stem sawfly), 1633 nucleotides. RefSeq lists its product as uncharacterized. Gene Ontology annotation, biological process: muscle organ development. Bases 346 to 1353 code for a protein of 335 amino acids. The record is from RefSeq and is a predicted model, not a curated record. Gene Ontology annotation, cellular component: sarcoglycan complex; sarcolemma. The transcript is spliced from 4 exons. Lineage: Eukaryota; Metazoa; Arthropoda; Insecta; Hymenoptera; Cephidae.